CGAAAAUUCCUUUACUGAGAUACACAUUUUCCUAAUUGUAAAUAUUAUAUUUAAAACAUCAAGAAUAAACAAAAUCAAUAUUUCUCAUUUAGUUCAAAAUGGAUUCUCCUUGCCUCAAAGAUUGUGUGGUCAACGACAUGAAAAAUUCUUCAAUCAGCAAAUCCUUCGAAUCGCUGCCUUGUCAAAAGAAAUUCAUAUUGAAACCGGAAGAUGAAAUAAGUUUGGAUAGUAUUUUUUCGGCCGUAUUGGACAAAGUCGAACCUCCAGAAUUUCAAUUACAAAAUCAGGAAUGGAAAUUAGCCGCCACGGACAUGCCCACUGACAAACAGGCCUUGUUGUUUGAGGAUAAGAUGUAUAUUUCCGAACUACAAGCCAACGGUUGCACAUUAAAUGGGGAGACGAAAAUUUUAAUGGAACGUGAACUAAAAGAAGUUGGUGAAUUUAAUUUUCUUGUAGAGGAAAGUUAUGAUGGCUAUGUGGCCUUUGCCAAAAGCAAUAUCGCAAAAGGUUGCGGUAAAUAUUCCAGAGGCCAUUGUGUUAAGGGAAAAUAUGACGAUAAACUGCGUUUGAUUUGUGAAAAGCGAAGUGAGCAUGACUAUGUGGACAAAGCAAGAAUUGAACGAACAUUAGAUGUCCGCUCGAAAGAGGACAGUUUGGUGGGACGCCGUGAAACUAAAAUCAAUAAUGAUGUUCAGCGAUUUAAAACUUUCAUUAAUAUCAAGGGACAUGAUGAUAUCUUUCUACUCGAUGGAGGUAUAAUGCUGCUCAUACGCUACUUGAUAGUGAAUCGUUUUCGUGGCAAUUUUAAUUUUUAUACCAUGAAUUUAUUCGGCAAAAUCCUUCGCUGUCACCUGACCGUUCAUGAGGAACGAAAACGAAUUAAGAUGUUUCACCGCACGUUUACAAAUGCCAUUCGAGUGGUAAACAUUCAAUAUUUUAACAAUUAUCCCCAAGAGGUCUCUGAGACUUUCUACAACUCGAAUGGGAAAAUGAUUCUGCAUUAUUGGCAUGGCUUUCACUAUAUUCUGCACGAAACCAAAGGUUUUAUAGAGACCAACGAACGCAUUGUACCCAAGAUGGAAUUAAUGUGGCGUUGUCAAAAUGAAUUGCUGGGUCAAUACCGUGAGAAAAAGAAAUUUACCUAUGACAAUGCCAUAGCUUAUUUUAACAAACAUGCAGAAUUGUGCCCUUUUCUAAUGGAUUUUCUACUAAAUGUCAUUAAGUAUAAGCCACAGAACGUAUUGGAGUUUACAAUUAAAUACUUUCAGAAAUUUCGUAAACCUUCAUUGGAUAAAUGAAAAAAUGCUGUUUUCAACCCUUAAAAGACCUAUAAAGCUACCUGUUCUGGAUAUAGUGCUCUAAGGAGAGAAGCAACUUGUUAUUUGAAUGCCUACGACAUAUCAACUUGGAAAAAACCCUUAACAACAAUUUUGCCUUUUGUUUACGAUGUCAAAAUAAAUGUUCAAAUUCCUUAGUUCGUUCAUA
This is a messenger RNA of Stomoxys calcitrans (stable fly), 1485 nucleotides long. RefSeq lists its product as uncharacterized. The record is from RefSeq and is a predicted model, not a curated record. The transcript has 4 exons. NCBI's taxonomy places the organism in Eukaryota, Metazoa, Arthropoda, Insecta, Diptera, Muscidae. Bases 99 to 1298 code for a protein of 399 amino acids.